This is a messenger RNA of Cyprinus carpio (common carp), 1988 nucleotides long. RefSeq names its product D-beta-hydroxybutyrate dehydrogenase, mitochondrial. The record is from RefSeq and is a predicted model, not a curated record. NCBI's taxonomy places the organism in Eukaryota, Metazoa, Chordata, Actinopteri, Cypriniformes, Cyprinidae. Gene Ontology annotation, molecular function: oxidoreductase activity.
AGUAUUCACUUUUUCUGGUGGUUCUUAGAACAUUAAAAAAAAAAAAACAUAUCAUGUGACUACAGUAUUACACAUCUUUCAUAUGACAGUCAGCUCAUAACACAUGUUGUCAGUGAAUAAGCGUCAUUAAUUUUCCUUGUAAGUAUGUUUUGCUAUUGUUUAUGAUUAUUAUUAUUUGUUAUUAGACAUGCUGAGUAGAAAAGAUUGAAACAGGAUUCCUUUAAUAAUGCACUAUUUAGGUUUGUUUCAGAUCAGUAAAUUAAUUACAAAUAAUUGUUUUAUAUAAUUGUAUAAUUUUACUCAAAUCAUUGUUAUGCUAUUAUGGAAGGGCCACUUUGAAUUUUAAUGUUUUUGAUCAGAAUAUGUUUGAGUGAAUGAAUGGCUUCUGUUUUCUCAGGGAUUAUUGAUCAAAGACAUGAAAUCAGGUUAUCAGCUUCAUAAUCUUUUGUUAGGUACUUAUAAUGUAGUUCUUUAUCCAAACUCAUGCAUCCAGCUUGGCAUUUCCCACUGCAGUCACGAGUGUCAUGGUGUUUGGUUAGGUUGGGUUAGGUUGAAUAAAUGAAGGUUUCCCUACCGUCUUACAACUGAAGAAACCUCUUCUGAGACUGACGCCAACUUCUCCAUCCAUGAAAAACAAAAGCUUGGUGUUUGUGAAUUAACUUUUACCUGGAUAUUCAUCACAAGAGCCAAAAAUACCACAAGGAAAAAAACAAGGUUCCUUAAUCAGAGCACCUAAUUCACAAUGAAGCCAGUGUUUUUCAGCAUGACCAUCCUGCUCAUUUCUUACAACUGUUUGAGUGACGAACACUUUUACACAUAUUUUGGUCUGGUCAUAUGCUUCAUGCUCUGGGCUAAAAUGGUAUUCCACGCAGAAAAUGGCUUGUCGGAUGGAUUUGGCCGGGCGGUGUUGAUUACAGGCUGUGACAGUGGAUUUGGACAUCACCUUGCAAAGAAACUGGAUGGCAUGGGCUUCACAGUGUUUGCCGGAUGUUUAUGUCCUGAGGAUCCCGGGGCUCAGAGUCUGGUUGAAGAAGGUUCUGACCGUAUGAAGGUGCUCCAGCUGGAUGUGACCAAAGAUGAAGAUGUCAGCUUGGCCAAGGACUUUGUGCAAGCAAAUUUGCCAGAGAAGGGCCUCUAUGCGGUGGUAAAUAAUGCUGGAAUCUGUGACUGGGGAGAGACAGAGUGGAGCACUGCCAAGGACUUCCAGAACAUGGCUGACGUUAACCUCUUUGGUGCCAUCAGAGUCACCAUCCCAUUCUUGUCACUUGUCAGAGCAUCCAAAGGUCGUAUGUUAUAUGUGUCAAGUAUCUUUUCUUUCUUCAACUGUCUGAACAUGGGAGCAUACAGUGUAUCCAAGCGGGGACUGGAAGCAUUUGCAGACUGCUUGAGAGUAGAGAUGGCCAGUUUUGGAGUUAAGGUCAGUAUUAUUCAACCUGGAAAUUUUGGCAUAGCCACAAACAUUCUGCCCAAGAGAACACCACAAGAUAUAUGGGAUGAUUUUGAUGAUGCACGUAAACUAACAUUCAACCAGAAAUACAUUGAGAUGGCAUGUGAAUAUUUUGAUUUAUUGUGCACUUCAGGAUUUAACAAUUGCUCUAUGGUUAUCAAUGCCAUGUUACAUGCUCUCACUGCUCCCAAACCUCAAACCCGAUACCUGCUCGUAUCCUGGAGAGAUAUGUUUUUUUUCUACAUAUGCCCUUUUCUCCCUACUUGUAUCACUGAUUCUGUGUUUUCUGUAAGUUCCAUGUAUCGCAAGCGUAAAGUAAUGCUUUACUCAUAAUUUGUUUAUUCAUAAUAAGAAUAAGAGAGCUUGCUUUACAUCAACAAGGAAUGCAUCCUCAAGCCCUAAGUGCUGUAAGACUGCUGUAACCCUAACAUGAGACCUUUUUUUUUCUUGGACAGUUGUUCACAAAAAUACUGAAAUGACGUGAAACAUUCUUUAUUAUAAAGGUGUAUGUUAUACUUUCCCUUUUCUUUCUGGGUAGAAA